Nezara viridula (southern green stink bug) is the source of this 1695-nucleotide messenger RNA. Lineage: Eukaryota; Metazoa; Arthropoda; Insecta; Hemiptera; Pentatomidae. The record is from the annotation of a GenBank genome assembly.
AUGACUAAGAUACCAUAUUUUGGUUUCAUCAAGAAAGAAUUUAAAACUUUGUCUACUACAAUUGGCUGGAAUGCCGGUAAGCAAGGCGGUGGGACCGGGAAUGGAGGAGGACCAGGGUCUUGUCCUUCGACGACUUCCGAUUCAAUGACCAAAUGCCCAGAGAUACCAUGCAAAGAUAUAAAGUGCAUCCCUCCCAGUUUCGCCUCUUGCACGGCGGAUGAGAAGAAGAGCAUUUGCGUCUCUGGGACUGGGUCCGCCAUUGACAUAAAGCCCUGUAAGGAAGAUAAGCCUGAUCCUGACAACAAAAUGGCAGAGACUCCGCCAGACAUAGGUCCUCGAGUUAUCAUCCUUGGUGCGGGGUUCUCAGGACUCACCGCCGCCGAUCGGCUGAUAAAGGGUGGCCACACCAACCUCGUUAUACUGGAGGCUGAUUGCAGAGCAGGGGGCCGACUGAAGUCGCGGUGGGCGGGGGACACGGUGGUGGAGCUGGGACUGAAGAUGACGGAGCAGCGCCCCCCCUCCUGGGACCACCCGCUGCUGCAGCUGGGGCUGUCCUCGGGCCUGUUCGCCCCCCCGGCGGAGGGCGACCCCAGCUCGGGCCUCCUCAGCCACCCCCUCCCCCUGCCCAUCGUCUUCAAGACCUUCACCUUCCUCAACAGGCUCAUCAACGAGGAGCAGUGCAUGACUCGUCCGAAAGGGUACAUUGGGUUCAGGUUCCAGCAGGCUGGGGGCUCUUAUUCACGGAAAUAUCGUAACCAAGUAGCCAGGAUUUUGGCAGCUGCUACCUCGCUCAUGGGGCCAAAACUCAAGGUGGAGGAAAACAGCUUCGGUGCUUUUGCUAUAGCCCCCGGCGGGGUCAAAGUCCCCCUUGGAGAGUCAGGACUUCUGAUGCCACUCCUGGAGUCUAUCGGCCCGGACAGGGUCUUGUACAGGAAGGAGGCUGUGUCCAUUCGAUGGGGGACCGUCACCUUGACCCAGAAGCCGAGGGUGAUCGUUCGCUGCAGGGACGGCAGCGAAUUCCCGGGAGAGUUCGUGAUCAUCAGCUGCAGCCUGGGCAGCCUGAAGAGCUCGAUGGACUCGAUGUUCUACCCCCCGCUGCCGACGAAGAAGGCGGCCGCCAUCCAGAACAUCGGCUUCGAGCAGCAGAACAUGGCCUACCUCGUCUUCGACGACCCCAUCUGGACCUGGUCCCCGAGGCCUGUGGAGAUGAAGAUAUCGAAGAACGAAGACAAGGACAAAUGGACUACCUACGUAAAAGAAAUAAAGCAAGUGCCGGGGAGCCAACACGUGAUCGGCGUCCAAGUCACCGGCCCGGGGGCGGUCAAGAUGGAGAGGCUCUCGAAGAAGCAGGUCCUCUGCGAGCUGCGGGCCGCCAUCGAGGAAGGGCUCGGCAUGAAGGACAUUCCCACCCCGAGGGAUGUUGUCAGGUCGGGCUGGUCGGGCGUCCGCUACUUCGGGGGCUCCCACAGCGUCUCGGGCAGCGCCGAGCAGAGGGCGGACCUGGCCGCCCCCCUCCCAUCACCGGACCAGCUGCCCCCCAUCCUCCUCUUCGCCGGCGAGGCCACCUGCCCCCCGCCCGGCCUCAGGGGCGCCUUCCUCUCCGGCCUCAGGGAGGCGGAGCGCCUCCUCAGCAUCUUCGCCAACAUGCCCAAGGCCAAGUCGCUCUUCAUCUGUCCUCAGCCCUGUCCAGAAUAG